CGAGGCCUCCCGCCUCCCUCCCGCCCUCCCGCCGCCGCCUCAGCUCCAGCCCGCGUCUCGCCUCGCCGUGCUGCCCGCACACACACCCCCACCCGCCCGGCUCCGCAUCCCGCCGCCUCCUCCUCGACUCCCAGCAUGGUCAUCAAGGUCUACAUCGCCUCCUCCUCCGGCUCCACGGCGAUUAAAAAGCAGCAGCAAGAUGUGUUAGGUUUCUUGGAAGCCAACAAAAUUGAAUUUGAGGAAAAGGAUAUCGCCGCCAAUGAGGAGAAUCGGAAAUGGAUGCGCGAGAACGUCCCUGAAGACAGCCGGCCAGCAAGCGGGAACCCCCUGCCACCCCGGCUCUUCAACGACAGCCGAUACCUCGGGGACUACGAAGCUUUCUUUGAAGCGCGAGAGAACAAUGCGGUAUAUGCAUUUUUAGGCUUGACUGCGCCACCUGGUUCAAAGGAAGCCGAAGCACUGGCAAAGCAGCAAGCAUGAAUUUCAACUGCCUUAAAUGUUCUGUAAAGGGAAUUUCCACAGCUUUUUAUAAAAUAGUACAAUUGUCUCUGCUUCAAGAAAUAUAGAUGUGAUUUCUAACAUUUGAUUGGUGCUUGCAGCAUUCACCAUACAUAAUACAAAUUUGAACACAAGAUGAAAAUGUGAACAUAAAGGUAGGGAGCACAGAGUGUAUUAUUGCAAAGUUGGAAGCAUAGCAAACUGAAGCAAUUGGACAUGAAUGAUUUUCACAUAGUUUAAACUGUCUUGGCAAUUCGUCCAUUUUGUGUAAAUCUCAAGAAACUAUUUUAGUACUAAUAAUACAGAUGGGGUUAUACCUAGAGAUCCAACUAUUUAAAAUAUGGAAAACAAGCAACAGCAUCUAAAACCUUAUCAGAUACUAACUUUAGUGCCUGAGUUGCCUCAAAAAUGUUACUGAAUUACACAGUAAUUUUUCAGUGUCUUUUCUGGUUUCAGAUGAAAUUGUAGGUGGUAUCGUGUAGUAUAGCCAUUGUAGUAACUUUUGAAAGUUGUGUUUGUUCUUUUGUAGAAUGGUUAUUUAAGAUUUGUAUUGUAACACGCUGUACAGAUGAUAAGAAAAAAUAAUAAUGCCAUGUAUUUCUCAUUUAAGUGAUCCAUGUGGGCUCUUUUGACAAAGAAAAAGGGAUUUGGGCAAUGGACAGCCUUUCCAUUGGCAAGUUAAUCACACAGCUGCCUAAGCAUGACACGAUUACAUGUCUGCGUGCAAGAUUCAGUGCACCUCAGCGACGUAUGCGCUAAUUCCCAGGCAAUGUUGCAAAUAAGCCAAAAUGGCCAGAAAUGGCAUUUCCUUACCUGUGUAAGGGUGAAAGCCUUUAAUGUAUUUCUCUACAAAAAUACCAGUUCACACUGCUUAUAGCAUUAGGCAUCUUAUUGCAUGUUCAAGUAGUCAUUAGAUUCAUAUAGUAUUUUUUCAAACGGGGAAAUAAAUGUUUGAAUAGCAAGAACUAUUGUAAUUAAGCAAGACCUUUUUUUUUUUUAGGGUUUAAAACCUUUUUUUCCAUUGUUAUUGCUAUAUCAUGAAGCUAUUACAGGAAUUGCAGAUCUAUUAAAGUGGCUUGUAUUGGUGAAAUUACCAUGUGCAAUAUUAACCUGUCUGUUCUCCCAGUGCUCAUGAGAUAGUCUGUAUUUCUUGGCCAUGUUCUGCAAAAAUACAAGUAAUUACAAGUGCCCUGAAGGAUAAGAAACAGGUUUACAAAGUGUGUGGGUAAUUUAAAGUGCAUUUUGCACCACAUAAUGUACUUAUUCCCCAAAAGCAUCAAAAGACAGUAAGAAAGAUAAUUAGUCCUUGCUGUAGUUAGAGGAUCAUUCUAAUAGCUCUGCACACACACAUUUUGAUUUUCUUUGCUUUAUGAAUACAGAGAAGCAGGUGGUACAGAUAAGCAAAAGGCUGCAGCAUGUCAUCGCCAUGCAGUUAUUUUACACUGAUGCUGUAAAAUGUAUGCAGUGCUUUCUAAACGCUUUCUGAAAAGGAUUACAGUUCCUAGUUUUGAAGCCUGGAAUUAGGAACAGGCUAAAAGUAAAAACUUACAUUUACAAAAAUGUUCUGAAGUGCAGUAAUUAAAUACUUCCCUUACCAACAUUUCUUUGGGGCUUUUUUUCUGUUCACUACAACUGAUGGUUUUGUCAACAUCUGUUAAAAGAGAAAUGCAGCUAGUUGCUUUGGUUGGAGAGCAGCUCUGCCUCUAGACAGCUCAUGAUGAAACCUCCACAGAUGUCCGAGUGGGCAGGAUCUGGCAUGGAGCCAAGUUGGUUAAAAUGACAUUGAAUUCAUGUUUUAUCUUUUCUAAUUUGGGAGCCUGGGAGUCAGUUUGAAGCUUGUGCUUACAAAAGCAAGCACAGCAUCAAAAGGCAUAGGGAUAGAUUAAUGUUGCCUUACCUUCAAGAUUAACACACGCAUUUGUGCUUUUUCAUUAACAGGCUUUAUCAGUAAUUGCUGAAAUUUUGUGAAACUUAUUUUUAAGAUCUUUUGGGGAUGGAAGUUAGGUUACAUUUUAAAUCCAGUGUCUGAUUUUUGUUGUUCACUAUGAUUUCAUCUUUCUGAACAGAGGUGAUUUUUCUUUCUUAAUAUUGGCAUAAUCUUUCCCUGUGUCUAAACUAGCGGUUAAAUUUUGAGGAAGUAUGUAAGAAUACUAAGUGAAGUCUUGCAAAGAAAGUGGAAUUUGUCACACAAGCCACUAUACUCACGCCAAUUUGCUGUGUUUCCUGUGUAAGGAAAGUAUGGUGUAAGUUCUGUGAAUUACAGUCAUUAUUUUGGAGAAGCCGUAAUUGAAAGUUGCUGCCAAAUUCUGUUGGUUCAGCGACCCAAAACAUUCUGAAACGAGGUCAAUCUCUGUUUCUGACAGUCAAGAAAAUUGCCAAGUUUAAGAAAGCAAAGUCACUUCCCUCGUCUGGUCCCCUACCCUUGCCAUAUGGUAGCAUUCGAACUGUAUCAGCAUUCCUAAGCAAGCUCUGUUGAGACAGACUGAAUUAUUUCUUUGUCCAGGGAACAAGGCACCAACACAAACUGAAAAAUACCGAAAAUAUCUCUUUGUUGUGGGACUGUGUGUAAAACUUGCAUUCAUUUUGAUGCAGAUAUCUUGCAUGAAUUUAGGAGUGCUAGGAAUCUGUUGCCUAAUGCUGUUUUUCUGUUUCCCAUACCUGUGUUAGGCUAAUGAUGGGUGCAAGAACUGAAUUUGUUAAUUUCUUUAUUCUUUUUUUCCUAUGUAGAAGGCAGGCAUUGAGGACUUAACCUGUAUAUUAACCAUUCCUGUAUCAUUCCAAUAAAAUUGUUUUAGAAUGCUUUCUCACA
This is a messenger RNA of Harpia harpyja (harpy eagle), 3307 nucleotides long. It is a transcript of the gene SH3BGRL, whose product is annotated as SH3 domain binding glutamate rich protein like. NCBI's taxonomy places the organism in Eukaryota, Metazoa, Chordata, Aves, Accipitriformes, Accipitridae. The transcript has 4 exons. The record is from RefSeq and is a predicted model, not a curated record. Bases 136 to 480 code for a protein of 114 amino acids. Gene Ontology annotation, cellular component: cytoplasm.